GCCCACUGUUUCGACCCCUCCGAUGAUAUACUGGAGGUUAGGGUAACCCUUGGAGAGCACGAGACCAAUAAAAGGGAGGGCAAAGAGGUGUUUGCCGAGGCCGCUGAGAUGGUAAUACACAAAGGCUUCACCACCAAGACCUACGACGACGACGUGACCAUGGUGAAGCUGAACAUUACGCUAGACUUUGGGCGCAGGCACCGGCAUUUGAUGCCCAUAUGCCUGCCCCCGCCAUAUGGCCUCGACCCGGAUGGCGAACGAGAGUGCUUCGUGAGCGGGUGGGGUAACCACGUGGCCGGCAAGGAGGAGGAUGGUGCAUUUUCGCAAAUACUGCGCGAGGUACCGGUGCAGAUACAUCCCAAAUCAAAGUGCUCUAGGUCGUGGAAUGGUGAUUAUGAUACUGCCAAGCAUUUGUGCGCCGGUGAUAAUCAGCAUGAUUUUUGCUCGGGUGACUCCGGCGGGCCGUUGGUCUGCAAACAG
Messenger RNA from Medioppia subpectinata, 480 nucleotides. The record is from the annotation of a GenBank genome assembly. NCBI's taxonomy places the organism in Eukaryota, Metazoa, Arthropoda, Arachnida, Sarcoptiformes, Oppiidae.